UCAUCUUUUUCGUUACAUUAACCCAAAAUAUAAAGCAACUUAACACACCCACUGCACUCAUUAUCACCAAACCACACCAGAAAAAGCAACUCAAAAUACUCGCAGCUGAAAUGGCGAUCCCAGUGCCCAAUCGACAACUCUUCAUCAACGGAGAAUGGAGAGAACCUGUUCUCAAGAAACGCAUACCCGUCAUUAACCCUUCUACCGAGGAGAUCAUCGGCGAUAUACCAGCAGCUACUGCAGAAGAUGUUGAAGUAGCAGUAGAGGCUGCCCAUAACGCAUUUUAUAGGAACAAGGGCAAAGAUUGGGCCUAUACUUCUGGUGCUUUUCGUGCCAAGUAUUUGCGUGCUAUUUCUGCUAAGAUAACAGAGAAAAAAUCUGAACUAGCAAAACUUGAAGCAAUCGACUGUGGGAAACCAUAUGAUGAAGCAGCAUGGGAUAUAGAUGAUGUUGCCGGAUGUUUUGAUUAUUAUGCUGGCCUUGCUGAAGGUUUAGACGCAAAGCAAAAGGCUCCUGUUUCACUUCCUAUGGAAACAUUUAAGAGUCAUGUUCUUAAAGAACCCCUUGGUGUUGUUGCAUUGAUCACCCCCUGGAAUUACCCACUAUUGAUGGCUACAUGGAAAGUGGCUCCAGCCCUGGCAGCAGGUUGCACAGCAAUACUGAAACCAUCUGAACUGUCAUCUAUGACCUGUUUAGAGCUGGGUGAAGUGUGUAGAGAGGUUGGUCUUCCGCCUGGUGUUCUCAAUAUUCUAACUGGAUUGGGCACUGAAGCUGGUGCUCCUUUGGCAUCUCAUCCUCGUGUUGACAAGGUAGCAUUUACUGGAAGCACAGCUACAGGGAGCAAGAUAAUGGCAUCUGCAGCUCAGAUGGUCAAGCCUGUUUCCAUGGAGCUUGGUGGGAAGAGUCCAAUCGUGGUGUUUGAGGAUGUUGAUCUUGACAAAGCUGCUGAAUGGACUGCCUUUGGUUGCUUUUGGACAAAUGGUCAGAUAUGCAGUGCAACAUCCCGCCUUAUUGUGCAUGAGAGCAUUGCAAAUGAAUUUGUAGAUAGACUUGUGAAAUGGUGCAAAAACAUUAAAAUAUCAGAUCCCCUUGAAGAAGGCUGCAGACUUGGCCCAGUUGUCAGUGGAGGGCAGUAUGAGAAAAUAUUGAAAUUUAUAUCAACUGCCAAGAGUGAAGGUGCAACCAUUUUGUUUGGCGGAGAUCGUCCAAAGCAUCUUAAGAAGGGAUUCUUCAUCGAGCCAACCAUCAUUAUUGAUGUAAAUACAUCUAUGCAAAUUUGGAGAGAGGAAGUUUUUGGACCUGUUAUAUGUGUUAAAACAUUUAGCACUGAAGAGGAAGCCAUUGAGUUGGCAAAUGACACCACUUAUGGUUUGGGUGCCGCUGUGAUAUCAAAAGAUCUGGAAAGGUGUGAUCGUGUGAGCAAGGCUUUUCGGGCAGGUAUUGUGUGGGUCAAUUGCUCGCAGCCAUGCUUCUGUCAAGCUCCAUGGGGAGGCCUCAAGCGUAGCGGUUUUGGGCGUGAACUAGGAGAGUGGGGACUAGAAAAUUACUUGAGCGUGAAGCAGGUCACUCAAUACAUCUCUGAUGAACCAUGGGGUUGGUACCAGUCUCCUUCAAAGCUGUAAGAGCUGUUUGUGAGUAGUAAAAUGUAACUGCGAGUGCGCCAGAACAUAAGAAAUAAGGGAUUUACCGCAUACUAAAUUCAAAGCAUGUACUGGACUAAGAUGUGGGGAAGAAUAAAAAGUUGUUGCGAGGUGACAGAACUUA
Molecule: messenger RNA, 1764 nt
Organism: Ricinus communis (castor bean)
Lineage: Eukaryota; Viridiplantae; Streptophyta; Magnoliopsida; Malpighiales; Euphorbiaceae
Product: aminoaldehyde dehydrogenase 2, peroxisomal
Exons: 15
Coding region: 111-1622 (503 amino acids)
Molecular function (GO): oxidoreductase activity, acting on the aldehyde or oxo group of donors, NAD or NADP as acceptor
Source: RefSeq, a predicted model, not a curated record